AUGGCCAUCGAACCCUCCCUGGUCUGGACACACUCCAAGGGCUCCUCUUUUGCCAUCAACACUGGUAGUUUUCAAGGGAAGGGACACCAAGCCCUGCAGUUCUUCUGGCCUGCAGACCCUGCAGGCAUCACUGCUACUGUCAGCAUCCAUAAAGCUAUUAAUGCUCAGGAAGUGGCUGUCAAGGAGAAGCACGCCAGGACCUGCAUCCUGGGCACGCACCACGAGAAGGGGGCUCAGACCUUCUGGUCGGUGGUGAACCGGCUGCCGCUCUCCGGCAACGCCGUGCUCUGCUGGAAGUUCUGCCACGUCUUCCACAAGCUGCUCCGGGACGGCCACUCCAACGUCCUGAAAGACUCCAUGAGAUACAAGAAUGAGCUGAGCGACAUGAGCAGGAUGUGGGGCCACCUGAGCGAGGGCUAUGGACAGCUCUGCAGCAUCUACCUCAAACUGCUGAGAACCAAGAUGGAGUUUCACACCAAGAAUCCCCGUUUCCCGGGCAAUCUCCAGAUGUCUGACCGGCAGCUCGACGAUGCAGGGGAGAACGACGUCAAUAAUUUUUUCCAGCUGACUGUGGAGAUGUUUGACUACCUGGAGUGUGAGCUGAACCUCUUCCAGACGGUGUUCAGCUCCCUGGACAUGUCGCGCUCGGUGUCGGUGACGGCGGCGGGGCAGUGCCGCCUGGCCCCGCUCAUCCAGGUCAUCCUGGACUGCAGCCACCUCUACGACUACACUGUCAAGCUGCUCUUCAAGCUCCACUCCUGUCUGCCAGCAGAUACACUGCAGGGCCACCGGGAUCGCUUCCUGGAGCAGUUCAGAAAGCUGAAGGACCUCUUCUACCGCUCCAGCAACCUGCAGUACUUCAAGCGGCUGAUUCAGAUCCCACAGCUGCCAGAGAACCCUCCCAAUUUCCUGCGUGCCUCAGCCCUGUCAGAGCACAUCAGCCCCGUGGUGGUCAUCCCUGCUGAGGCAUCCUCACCUGACAGUGAGCCCAUCACGGACCUGGUGGAGAUGGAGACAGCCUCACAGAGCCUGUUUGACAAUAAGUUUGACGACAUCUUCGGCAGCUCCUUCAGCACUGACCCCUUCAACUUCAACAGCCAGAACGGGAUGAACAAGGAUGACAAGGACCAGCUGAUCGAGCAGCUUUAUGGGGAGAUUGCAGCCCUGAAGGAGGAGCUGGAGAACUUCAAGGCCGAGAGCGGAAGGGCCGCAGAGCAGCUGCGGGGCCGCGGGAAUGAGCUGGAGGCCGAGCUGGCCGAGCAGCAGCACCUGAAGCGGCGGGCGCAGGACGAGAGCGAGUUCCUGCGCGCGGAGCUGGAGGAGCUGAAGAAGCAGCGGGAGGACACGGAGAAGGCGCAGAGGAGCCUGACGGAGAUCGAAAGGCGGGCACAGGCCAACGAGCAGCGCUACAGCAAGCUGAAGGAGAAGUACAGCGAGCUGGUGCAGAACCACGCCGACCUGCUGCGGAAGAAUGCAGAGGUGACCAAGCAGGUGACAGUGGCCAGGCAGGCCCAGGGGGAUGUGGAGCGGGAGAAGAAGGAGCUGGAGGACUCCUUCCAGCGGGUGAGCGAGCAGGCGCAGAGGAAGGUGCGUAGGGAAGGGGGGCACGCCAGGGGUGGGCAGUGGGCUUCCCCAUGGGGCACUGGGGCCAGCAACCUCUCUUCUUGCCCACAGUCUCAGGAGCAGGCAGAGGUGCUGGACACACUGAAGCAGGAGCUGGCAGCCAGCAGACAGGAGCUGCAGGUCCUCCAGGGCACCCUGGAGUCCCGCACACAGGUGGGAGUGGAGCAGAGCACCCGGAUCACCAGCCUGGAGCAGGAGAGGGAUGACCUGAGCCGGGCAGUGGAUCGGCACAGGGAGGAGAUGACAGCUCUGCGGGCUGAGCUGCAGCAACUGCAAGACACGCUUGGCCACCAGCAGGAGAGCAGCAGGAAGGAGCUGGAGACACUGCAAACCCAGCUGAGAGACAAGGCUGUGCCAGCAGCAGAAAGCAGCUGUGCCACGCACUGGGAGGCUGGUGUCAGCCCUGCCUGCUCUCUGCCCACAGACUGCCUCCUGUCCCAGGCGCUGGCAGCCCUGGAGUGUGCGGAGCGGCUGCGGGACGCACACGGGAAGUCCCUUUCCAGCGGUGCAGCCGUGGGCUCCGUGCUGCCCUGCCUAGCCCUGUUUGCCCACCUGGUCAGUGACACGCUCCUGCAGGGCAGCGCCACCUCCCACCAGGCCCCCAUGGAACAUGCAGACCGGCUGCUGGAGACGUGCAGGCAGUGUGGCAGUGAGGCUGUGAGCUACCUCAGUGCCCUGCAGGACCCAGGGACGGUGCAAAGUGCCGACUGCAGCCCAGUGAUGACCUGCCUGAGCCGGAUCAGCGCCAUCGGGGAGGAGCUGCGGCCCAGAGGGCUGGACGUCAAGCAGGAGGAGCUGGGUGACCUGGUGGACAAGGAGAUGGCAGCAACAGCAGCAGCCAUCGAGACAGCGGCUGCUCGCAUCGAGGAGAUGCUUAGCAAGGCACGAGCUGGUGACACUGGCGUCAAACUGGAAGUGAAUGAGAGGAUCCUGGGCUCCUGCACAGGCCUCAUGCAAGCCAUCCAUAUCCUGGUCAUGGCCUCCAAGGACCUCCAGAGGGAGAUUGUGGAGAGUGGACGGGGUGCCGCGUCCCCCAAGGAGUUUUACGCCAAGAAUUCCCGCUGGACUGAGGGUCUCAUCUCCGCCUCCAAGGCCGUGGGCUGGGGUGCCACUGUCAUGGUUGAUGCUGCUGACCUGGUAGUGCAAGGCAAGGGGACGUUUGAGGAGCUGAUGGUCUGUUCCCGGGAGAUCGCUGCCAGCACCGCUCAGCUGGUGGCAGCCUCCAAGGUGAAGGCAGACAAAGACAGUGCCAACCUUUGCAAGCUCCAACAAGCUUCCCGCGGUGUCAACCAGGCCACAGCUGGUGUGGUGGCCUCCACCAAGGCUGGGAAGUCACAGGUGGAGGAGAAAGACAGCAUGGACUUCUCCAGCAUGACGCUCACCCAGAUCAAGCGCCAGGAGAUGGACUCGCAGGUGCGGGUGCUGGAGCUGGAAAACCAGCUGCAGAAGGAGCGGCAGAAGCUGGGGGAGCUGCGCAAGAAGCACUACGAGCUGGCAGGAGUGGCAGAAGGCUGGGAGGAGGAUGCUGCAGAGUAA
This is a messenger RNA of Chaetura pelagica (chimney swift), 3159 nucleotides long. It is a transcript of the gene HIP1, whose product is annotated as huntingtin interacting protein 1. The transcript has 29 exons. NCBI's taxonomy places the organism in Eukaryota, Metazoa, Chordata, Aves, Apodiformes, Apodidae. The coding region runs from base 1 to 3159 and encodes 1052 amino acids. Gene Ontology annotation, biological process: clathrin coat assembly; endocytosis; actin filament organization. Gene Ontology annotation, molecular function: actin filament binding; clathrin-cargo adaptor activity; clathrin light chain binding. The record is from RefSeq and is a predicted model, not a curated record. Gene Ontology annotation, cellular component: extrinsic component of postsynaptic membrane; presynapse; clathrin-coated vesicle.